Molecule: messenger RNA, 1961 nt
Organism: Arabidopsis arenosa
Lineage: Eukaryota; Viridiplantae; Streptophyta; Magnoliopsida; Brassicales; Brassicaceae
Source: the annotation of a GenBank genome assembly
AAUCAAUAAUCACAAGAAGCAACAAAAUUAUGGAUCACGACAAGUCCACUUCUUGUUGCUGCGUUCUUGAUGCUUCCACUUAUGUUGGUUUCUGGAUUCUCAAGAAAUUGCUUAGCAGAGGAUACUCUGUUCACGCAGCGAUUCGUAGAAACGGGGAGAGUGAAAUUGAGGAGAUGAUCAGAGAGAUGGAAACAAAAGAAGAGAGAUUAGUGGUGUACGAUGUAGAUGUGUUGGAUUAUCAAAGCAUACUUGUCUCUCUCAAGACAUGUAACGUUGUGUUCUGUUGCUUAGAUAGCCCUGAAGGGUACGAUGAGAAGGAUGUGGAUUUGGAAGUGAGAGGAGCGAUCAAUGUGGUGGAAGCAUGUGGAAGAACAGAGAGUAUAGAGAAGAUUGUGUUCUCUUCUUCGUUAACAGCUUCAAUUUGGAGAGACAACAUUGGAACUCAGAAGGAUGUUGAUGAGAAGUGUUGGAGUGACCAAGACUUCUGUCGCAACAAGAAGUUGUGGCAUGCAUUGGCAAAGAUGUUGUCAGAGAAAGCAGCUUGGGCAUUAGCCAUGGACCGUAGGCUCAAUAUGGUCUCUAUCAACCCUGGUCUUAUCGUCGGACCAUCGGUCGCACAACACAACGCUAGGCCCACCAUGUCAUACCUCAAAGGAGCUGCACAAAUGUAUGAGAAUGGUGUGUUAGCGUACGUAGACGUUAAGUUUUUAGCGGAUGUUCAUAUUAGAGCAUUCGAGGAUGUUUCGGCUUGCGGUCGAUAUUUCUGCUUCAACCAAAUCGUCAACACAGAAGAAGAAGCUCUCAAGCUUGUGGAGAGCUUGUCUCCUUUGAUACCUAUGCCACCGAGGUAUGAGAAUGAGAUGCACGGAAGUGAAGUUUACGAAGAAAGAUUAAGGAACAAUAAAUUAAGCAAGCUGGUAGAAGCUGGCUCUGCUUGAAAGCUAGAUCGACGAUCGAAUAAGUCUCGCGUUGAAAUCUAUCUUUGUGCAAGCAAACUCUCGAAGAACCCUAGAUUGAAGAUGGUACUGAUCGAAUCAAGUGAGAGUGAGGAUGAGAUCCUCAUCAAAAACGAACAAAAGCCUUCGUCUUCAUCCUCACCUCAACCCACAGAGACAAAACAAGUCGACGGAGAUGAUUCCGACGGAUUCGAGACUGCCAGCGAACGUGAAGUUAGCGAUGAAGAAGGAGAGGAAGAUGGUACCAAAAACGACGCCAUCACGAGUCAGGAGGAACCACAACACUCGGAGAAGAAGGAAGAGCAUGUUGAGCUAAUGAGUGAAGGAGAAGUCAUAGUCGACGACGGAUCAAUCCAGGAGAAAGCUAUGGCAGAAGCAAAUGAGGCUAAAGUGGAAGGAAAUAAACUGUUCGUUAAUGGCCUUUAUGAAGAAGCAUUGUCAAAGUAUGCUUGUGCUUUAGAGCUUGUUCAGGAGUUUCCUGAGUCUAUAGAGCUUCGAUCCAUAUGCCAUUUAAACAGAGGUGUAUGUUUCCUCAAAUUGGGUAAAUGUGAAGAAACGAUCAAGGAAUGCACAAAAGCCUUAGAGCUAAAUCCUACCUACACUAAGGCCUUGGUUCGAAGGGCAGAAGCACACGAGAAACUUGAACAUUUCGAAGAUGCUGUCACGGACCUGAAGAAGAUCUUAGAACUUGAUCCUUCAAAUGAUCAAGCUAAGAAAGGGAUUCGACGUCUUGAACCUCUUGCUGCUGAGAAGCGAGAAAAGAUGAAAGAAGAGGCUAUAACUAAGCUGAAGGAGAUGGGAAACUCGAUUUUGGGUCGAUUUGGGAUGAGUGUGGACAACUUCAAGGCUGUUAAAGAUCCCAACACUGGCUCCUACUCUCUUUCUUUCCAAAACUAGUCAUUAAUAUCGUAGUGGUCUUGAUGUAUUGCUUCUACCACUUAAAGUUUAGCAACAAUAUGGUUAGUAUUGCAAUGUGUUAUUGUUCCGGAUGCAUUGGUAUUGAAA